AGUCGUCCUGCAAAGAAUACUGUCAGAGCAACGCGAGUUUUACAGAGAGAUUUUUCGCAGGGACCAGAACCCCCUCGACAGAUGUGCCAAGACUGGUCAUGGCUAACAACCGCCAUGCCAUGUCCUUCGGGGACCUUUUGGUGUUUUACUUUUCCGCUUCUGAGAGUUUCAUAAGUCCUGCCGACGAUCAUUAUCAUCGCCCUCGGUUAUACUUUAGCCCAUUCUUCUUGAGCUGAGGAGGGUCCGGGCGGGCACUGCACUGUCGGUGGCAGCGUACACUAGACGCGGAGGUUCUAGAGCUCGCAACGAACGACCUCUGCUAUCUCAGCGUCGACACAUCGACUGCCUGCGGUCUUUGGAGUGUGAGCAGGCGGGAGAUGGUCGAUAUAAAUUCCGCUGCUGAUGGUCAACCGCCACACUCAGCAGAGUCUUCGAAGACCGAGUGUUGCUGGUCGAGCUGAGAGCUCAACAGGCGUGUGGAUUAGGGAGAACUGAGCUGUAGGAACUGAACUGAACUGAACUAAACUGAGCGAUUCGAGCUGAUGGCGACCAUGGAUCCCAGCAAAACCAAGGAGUACAUGCUGGUGGAUCCCAAGACAGGCGAUGGGCACAGGGGAUCGCUGAAAUUCAUGUAUGAUCUGGCACGAGGUAAGGGGAAAUGGAAGGACAGUCGGACAGUCUCAGAGCUCGCCUUGGAUGAAGAUGAAACGAAGGAUGAUACAACAUGGCAGCAGCGGAUGUCUCUUCUUCUGUGCAAGCUCAUGUGGACGAUUCACGGCCCUUUGACGGCAUUCGGAGCGGGUCUGGUGUACAUUCUGAACUUGAUCGAUGCCAACGAUGGCGUUUUCAAGACAUUAGGCCGUGCCCUGGUUAAUAGAAGUGCGUUGGUGGUUCGAGACCCAAAGUCUGCAGAACACAAAACGUUGUUUGCAAUUGCGGAUCCACGGUUUGAUCUCCAGGUGCAUGCUCCUCCUCGACCGCGGACACUAAAUGCAGCACCUUCAGCUGUCUUCUUUCCUGGUGAAGACUAUGGGGCAUUGGGCACAGCUGACGUGUCGAUUAUGGCUGCCAAACUUGCGUACGAGAAUCAGGCCUUCAUCGAGAGAGUCGUAACUGAAACCUGGAAGAUGAAUUUCGUGGGCUUCUACUCGUGCUGGAAUCAAUUCACCGGCAGGAGCGGCACACAGUUCUUCAUUUUUACAGACCAGCCGAAAGAUGCGAAGGCGAUUGUGGUGGCCUGGAGAGGGACGGAGUCGUUCAAUGGGUAUGACUGGAGCACAGACUUCGAUUUCUCAUGGUACAAGCUCCAGGGUAUGGGGUUGGUGCACAUCGGCUUUUUGGAAGCAUUGGGCCUCGUCGACAGGAACAGCAUGGAGUCAUUCACGAAGCUGGAGACCAAUUGCGCAAAGGGUCGUGGUAAAGACUCGAAGUCAGGAUUAUCAGCCGAAGUUCGCAGGAAUCGACAGCUUGCUUACGACAAGGCAACCGCUGUCGUGAAAGAGCUCAUGGCUGCGAAUCCAGAGGCCAAGCUGUUCGUCACAGGGCACAGUCUGGGCGGAUCGCUGGCGGCUCUCUACACGACGCUCUUGUUUCACAGCAACGAGGAAGCAGCGACCAGCAAACUGGGAGCGCUGUACACUUUCGGUCAGCCGCGGGUCGGAGGACUGGAUUUCUCGCAGUACAUGAUCAGCAAGAUCGGCGAGAACAGGUACUGGAGAAUCGUGUACCUGAACGACCUCGUGCCUCGAAUUCCCUUCGACGACAGGCUCUUCCAGUUCAAGCAUUCCGGCCUCUGCUACUACUUCGACGCUAGAUAUGGAGGAAAGACUUUGGCGGAAGCUCCGAAUCCCAACUUCUUCUCGCUGACGUCCAUCGUCACCGAUCGAGUUGUAGCUCUGUACGAACUGGUGCGGUCCCCGUUUUUCAGAUGGUUGUACGGUCCGGAAUACGCAGAGAAUUUCGUGACCUUCAUCGUCAGAGUGCUGGGCAUCGUGGUGCCCGGCAUUUCGUGCCACUUUCUCAACAACUACGUGAACGCUGUGCGCUUGGGCCCGUCGCCUCUUGUGGCCAAGCUCCACGAGGAGGUGCACGAAAUCGAAUCCUGGUGGUCCAAGAAGUUCCCCUGGUUCAGUCGCUCGCGGAAGACGCAGUAAGUGCAGAAUCAGACCCUGUCUGCUUCUUCACUCUGCCUGUAAUGGAUCGAUCUGGAUCCCAGAGGUAUAGCUCUUCCGACACUCACUCACUCACAUUGACUGAACGGGAACGAGCCUCGAAAAGCAUGGUCCGCUGAUGGAGUGUCGGGCGAAGACCUGAAGACAGACAUUUCUUUGAGGGUGGAAGAUGCGGAAGGCAUGAGUGAGAUUCCACGACAGAAAGGAAGGAGGAUGGAUGCUGGCUAGCAGAUCGAUGCCCAGCAGCCAGGAGGAGCUCGAGAUUGACGUCAUAUGGACUGCAGCAGCACUAGCCCAGCGCACGUGAAGAUGAACGAAAUGCAUAGGCAGCUUGCAACUUCUAGAGCUGAAUUCUCUGAUGGUGGGUGUAUAGUAGAUGUAGAUUAGCGUAGUGCAGUGGAGUUUGCUGCAGUGUACCUGAACAACGCGCAGGUAGUCGACUGAUCAUUAGUAGGCAGAGGAUUUUUAGACUAGAGCUUAACUUCGUGAACUGUGAGCUUCGAGUGAGCUACGAUGGUACUCCUUUUCUCUACCUCGCUCGACCACCACUCUUCCGCUUGGCGACCUCUUCUGUUCUCACGUCGUUGUUUUGUGUAGAAUGUCGCCCUGGGUACUGUAAUUACUUCAAUGUUCUCUGAUCAAAAUGAAGACUUCAGGGAUACAACGAGGACUGUAAUGAACAGUCUGGAGAUUGUUCUGUACAUAACAUGCUAAUUGGGAUACGAAGCACAUUCAAGGCGAUUGCCUUGAGUAUCUCUCACGAGUGUAUCGCUUACAGAAACAAAAUGAGAGUGAAAGAAGAUGAUACGAAUGUUGAAGAUGGGGUACAAGUAGAAUGGCGCCGUGAAAAUCAAAAGACGAGAAUCUGCAGCCUCAAAGGAUCCCAGCAGUGUUGAUGGUACUACACUACAAGUUUUGCGAAAGAUGUGACAAGCGAGGAGAAUAUUACAUGUACUGGCAAUAACGGAUGAGCUAAAUACUUUCAU
This is a messenger RNA of Marchantia polymorpha subsp. ruderalis, 3157 nucleotides long. Lineage: Eukaryota; Viridiplantae; Streptophyta; Marchantiopsida; Marchantiales; Marchantiaceae. The record is from the annotation of a GenBank genome assembly.